Molecule: messenger RNA, 1849 nt
Organism: Silurus meridionalis
Lineage: Eukaryota; Metazoa; Chordata; Actinopteri; Siluriformes; Siluridae
Product: plexin-B1-like
Exons: 8
Coding region: 100-1767 (555 amino acids)
Biological process (GO): regulation of GTPase activity; semaphorin-plexin signaling pathway involved in axon guidance; positive regulation of axonogenesis
Cellular component (GO): semaphorin receptor complex
Molecular function (GO): protein binding; semaphorin receptor activity
Source: RefSeq, a predicted model, not a curated record
UGUAAAGAAAUAUUAAUAAUAAAAAAAAGGACGAAGACUUCCUCUAUGCUGCAGUACUAAAGUACAACUCAGGAGUUCUGAAUAAAGUAAGGGGGUGCCAUGCUGGCUGCUGCUCCCCUGCUGCUCCUUCAUGCCAUCUGCUGGUGGCCCUUGGUGCUGUUCCUGCUGCUGCCACCCCUGCCACUCUUUGCCCUCAUCACUCCACCGACUUUCACGUCCCUUUACGGCUCUGAACUUAACCACCUCCUACUGGACUCCAGCUCUGGGUACGUCUACGUAGGUGCGGUAAAUGCUCUCUAUCACCUUUCCCCAGACCUCCAGCUAAUCUCAUGGGGCAAAACAGGUCCAACGCUGGACAGCCCCAAUUGUUUGCCCCCGAUUGAGCCUAAAGAUUGCAGCCAGGCUCGGCAAACCGACAACACCAAUCAGCUGCUGCUGCUGGAGAAACAGGAAGGGAUACAGGCACAGAGCCUGAUUGUAUGCGGCACUGUGCUGCAGGGCAUCUGCGAGAAGCGCAACCUGGCCAACGUCUCCCAGGUCCUGUACCACACGGCCAACCCCGUAGACACACAGUACGUCGCCGCCAAUGACCCUCGUGUCUCCACCGUUGCUGUGCUCACUGAGCACAAGGGCACACGCCUCAUGCUUGUUGGACGAGGAUUCACCAGCAAAGGACCCGGCGGAAUUUCACCAAUCACAACUCGCCGCCUCGAGCAGUACCGUUCCUCUCCUGCGUUUUCACACGAGGAACUCGGUAAACUUGUAGUGGGCAGUUACUCCGAGUACAACAACCAGUUUGUGAAGGUACUUCACCACGGCACACAUAUCUAUUUCCUGUUCUCGCGCCGCGAUACUCUGAAAACGCGUGAUUACCACACGUACAUAUCACGCCUCUGCGACGGAGACCCCAGCUUUUACUCAUAUGUGGAGGUACCGCUGAGCUGCACAGGAGGCUACAACCUGGCACAGGCAGCCACCAUGGGAACAUACCUCGGAAGAGCCUCCAUCUUUGUCGCCAUGGCGAAGGGACAGGCGUCCACAAAUACGCCCACGGAGCGCUCAGCUUUGUGUUUGUACAGCAUGGAGGAGCUGGACAAGGCGCUGGACAGGGCACAGUUUUUGUGUUACACGCAGGAAGGAAAAGGAGUUAAAGAGCAUGAGGCCUACAUACCAUACGAGGUCCCCACAAAGUGCCUUAAGCUUCCUUCGCGAUCUGUAACCAAGUACCCGUGCGGAGGUGAGCACACCCCCAGCCCCAUCGCCAGUGCAGUGCCCCUCCAAGCCACCCCAGCAAACACCUGGGCAACUCAACUUUCUGCCGUUGCUGUAGCAACUGAGGCGGGCAACACCAUUGCACUCCUAGGUGACAAAAGUGGACAACUUUAUAAGGUCUUUGUUCAUGUGAAUGGUUCAGGUUCUCAGUAUGACUUGGUGAAGAUGGACCCUAAGAGCCCCGUGAAAGCUGACCUCCUGCUGGACUCCACCUUACGCAGUGUUUACAUCAUGACUGAGAAGAAGGUAACCCGUUUGCCAGUGGCUCAGUGUGAGAAGUAUUCGGACUGUCGUUCCUGCCUCUCUGUUCGAGACCCCUACUGUGGCUGGUGCUCACUAGAGGGCAGGUGUACACGGAAGAUGGAGUGCACCCGUCAUUCCCAGCCUCACCACUGGCUGUGGAGUUACGGUCAUGAUCGGCAGUGUGUGUCCAUCCAGAGUCUAGACCAGGAGCAGACACAGUUUUGCAUACAGGAGAUUACUGAGGGGCAGUGAAAAGCGCUGGGACCAUCGCCAACCUGAAAAUGUGGAGAUAAUGGAAAGCGUGUACCUCCACCUCUCCAGGAUCUUCUCAACC